CCAGCUGAGGUGUGAGCAGCUGCCGAAGUCAGUUCCUUGUGGAGCCAGAGCUGGGCGCGGAUUCGCCGAGGCACCGAGGCACUCAGAGGAGGGUGACGCGCAGCCGGAGUGGAAGCAGAGUUUUGGCGGGCGAGCAGCGCCUUGCAGGAAACUGACUCAUCACUACUCCCUCCAGCGGUCCGAGGCUCUGCCCACGCACCUCCCACCCCGCGCGUGAUUUCCUGGAGGCCGGCGCCCCCUCCCGGCCCUGGCGGGAAUAGCACACAGGCUUUCCCGCGGAGUGGGGCUGGCCGGCGCGAACCGCCGCGGCUACUCCUGGGCUCAUCCGAGAUCAACCCCUAUGCCAUUACCACCCCUUCAAAGGAGCACUCCUUAGGUUCAACAGUAUUCACUGAGCUCUUACUGGAAAUUAAAAUAUGGCUGAAGUCUAAGGCAGGAAGGCCAAUAAAGGAGGCUAUUUUUAAUUGUUUCUAAAACAAGGGUUUGCGUUUCUGAGUUUUCUUUGGGCUGAAAGUUAUUAUGAGCAUGAGAGCAGAUUUUGAUGGGGGAGGAGAGGCCUAUAAGAGCCAUAAGAGAAGGAGGGGUGGUAGAAGAGGAGAGGGUGCCUUUCUAGAUCCUAGUCCUGUCUUGAACUCCCGGGAGCCAGGGAAUAUCCAGCUCCUUGAUGAAGCCCUAGGUGGGCUCCUCCUCCUUGUGCCUAUGAUGUAUUGAGACCCAGAAUGUCCAUUUCAAACACACCGGUGUGUCUCCGCCUGGCUGGCACCCCAAGAGUGCCCAUCUGAGGAACUGUGCCAAACACUUGCUUGAAUCUUCAAUUUGGAUUAAGUUGGUCUCAGGAGGCAGGGCCUCAGCAAUCUAUAUUUUGAAAAACUCCCUAGGUGCCUCUUUCUCUUUCUUUCUUUCUUUCUUUCUUUCUUUCUUUCUUUCUUUCUUUCUUUCUUUUCUUUCUUUCUUUCUUUCUUUCUUUCUUUCUUUCUUUCUUUCUUUCUUUCUCUUUCUCUCUCUCUCUCUCUUUCUCUUUCUCUUUCUUUCUUUCGACAGAGUCGCACUCUGUCACCCAGGCUGGAGUGCAAUGGCACCAUCCUGGACUCAAGCAGUCCUCCUGUUUCAGCCUCCCAAGUAACCGGGACCACAGGCGUGAUCCCCCCGCCCCCAUGCCCAGAUUUUUUUUUUUUUUUUUGAGACGCGGUCUCGCUCUGUCACCCAGGCUGGAGUGCAGUGGCGUGAUCUCGGCUCACCGCAAGCUCCGCCUCCCGGGUUCACGCCAUUCUCCUGCCUCAGCCUCCCGAGUAGCUGGGACUACAGGCGCUGCCAUCACGCCCGGCUAAUUUUUUUUUGUACUUUUAGUAGAGACGGGGUUUCACCAUGUUAGCCAGGAUGGUCUCAAUCUCCUGACCUCGUGCUCCGCCCUCCUUGGCCUCCCAAAGUGCUGGGAUUACAGGCGUGAGACACUGCACCCAACCACCCAGCUAAUUUUUAUUUAUUUUUAUUUUUAGUAGAGACAGGGUCUCAGCUAGUUGCCCAGGCUAGUCUUGGACUCUUGGGCUCAAAUAAUUCUCCCACCUCUGCCUCCCAGAGUAUUAGGAUUACAGGCAUAAGCCACUGCCCCGGCAUCCCCAAGUGAUUGUGAUGGGCCUCUCUGGUUAAGAAACUUCAAAAUUAGAGAGGGAGUGGGGUUCAAUACUACAGCACAGGACUCAAGGCAAACAGGCCUGGGUUCAGAUCCUGGCUGUGCCACUUAUGAACUGUGUGAUGUUGGGCAAGUUACUUAACUUAUCUGAGCCAUGGUUGCCUCUUCUGUAAAAAGGGAGCUAAUAGAUAUCCACUUUUUAGGGGGAUUGAUAUUUUUAAACUGCUUAGAACAGCCCCCAAACAUAAAAAUAUAUAAAUAAAUCCCAACUCAUGCCUAGCAGAGGGUGGAUAGAGGUUAUUUGAGGGCUCUGUCCACUGUACUGGGUGACCCCUUUAUGGGGCAGUGGCCUUUGGCCUUUUUAGCUGUAUGACUCAGGGGCAAGUCUCAUAUCUCUUCCAUCUCCUGCCCUUUAAACUUGGUGUGAAGUUACCAAGAGCCUCCUCUCCCAACCAGCUGGGACGUGAAACUGUGGGCUCCACUGAUCACAAGCAGUGGGGUGAGGUGGGGUGGGGCAGAUGUGGCAUGUGUCCCAGGCUUCCUGCCUCAGGAGGACUCAGCAGAGCUUUCACCCCCAGAGCCUGCAAGUUGGGACUUGUCCCUAGGAAAACCCAGUUGCUGCCAAGGUCGUGCAGUCACUCAGCCCUGGAGUCAAGCCAGAGCAGGCAGGUAGGUGCCAGGGCUCCCUCAUGGGCAAACUCACUCUCCGUUUUCCCUCUCCUGAAGGGGGAGGAGAGGAGCCAGGUAGACCAGCCACCUUUAAUUUUCUUUUUGCCUGCAAAACGGGUUCCUUGGACACAGGCAACACGAGGCAGGGGCUGCCAGGUGUCUAGACUUCAGAUCACCUGAUGUGCCUGGCAGGAUGUGGCUCAGCCUGGGAGAAAUCAUCCCUUGCGCUGCCCCGCCCGGCCCCUCCUUACCCCUAGGCCACCCGCCUGACGACAUCCUUGGGAAAGGCCCUCAGCCUACAGCACCUGUCAGCUGCUGUCUGAAGGAGGUAGUUGGCAGGGGGAAGUGAUAGGGGGGAGGCUCAGUAAAACUGAAGGCAGAGAGGAAUAAUCAUACUUCUGUUUUCAAUGCACUUCUCUAUACGAAGUGCUGCUGGCACGUUACCUACAUUAACUCAGUUAAUUCUCAUGUCUAUCCUCUGAGACAGUCACCAUUACUAUCCCCAUUUUAUAGAUGAGGAAACUAGAGCUCAGACAAGUUAAGUUGCUUGCCCAGGGUCACCUAGUAAAACCUGGACUCCAGCCCAGGUGAUCUGGCUCCAGAGCCCUCCUGCUUAACCACCAGGAUACAGCCUUUCAUUCAGCUCUGUUCUGUCUGCCUUGCUGCAUGGACUCUGUGAUCAAUUUCUUGAGUAUGUGUCUGUAGCCAUGCUCUUUAAACUUGUACAUGGCCCCAUUUAUGGAUGAGGAAACUGAGACCUAGAGACAUUAAGUGGCUUUUUAAAGCUUACGUAGUAACUGGCAGAGCUAGGACCACAACCCGGGUGCUUUUUGCCCCAAAGUCCAGGGUACUUUUACUUGGCAGAGCAGGGUUACCCUACUUGGGGCUCUGGGUGGGGGGACUUAGGAGGCUGGAGGAACUGUCAGACUGUUUCUUCUUUUGGGAAUUGACCUUCUGGCCAGGGCUGCGAUUAGGAAACUGCUGGACUCUGGCAAUUCACACAUAUUUGGGGGGCAUUCACACCCAUGAGGGACACCUCUGGGGGGAAAACAAAUUGAUUUUAGCUGAUAAUACCUGGUGGCAAACAGGACCCUGGUCCUUGCUCUUGCAAUAGACUUGCCUUUGUUGACAUUAGCUUGCCCUUCAGUUGCCUGCUCUCCCAGUGACCUUGGGGUGCCAGGCUGGCUGAGCUCUGCUGGUGGGGAUCAGGCCUCCUGUGGGAAGGAAGCAGGAAGACCAGCUGGAAGGAGUGAGAGAGACCCUCUGGUAGGAAGACGUCACCUCAGGUGACACAGCAAAGCCCGGCCAGGUAACAUAGUGUCUAAUCUCUGCCGUGACCAGGGCCUUCCUCGUAUCUCUGCUGCAGGCGCCAUGUCAGAACCGGCUGGGGAUGUCCGUCAGAACCCAUGCGGCAGCAAGGCCUGCCGCCGCCUCUUCGGCCCAGUGGACAGCGAGCAGCUGAGCCGCGACUGUGAUGCGCUAAUGGCGGGCUGCAUCCAGGAGGCCCGUGAGCGAUGGAACUUCGACUUUGUCACCGAGACACCACUGGAGGGUGACUUCGCCUGGGAGCGUGUGCGGGGCCUUGGCCUGCCCAAGCUCUACCUUCCCACGGGGCCCCGGCGAGGCCGGGAUGAGUUGGGAGGAGGCAGGCGGCCUGGCACCUCACCUGCUCUGCUGCAGGGGACAGCAGAGGAAGACCAUGUGGACCUGUCACUGUCUUGUACCCUUGUGCCUCGCUCAGGGGAGCAGGCUGAAGGGUCCCCAGGUGGACCUGGAGACUCUCAGGGUCGAAAACGGCGGCAGACCAGCAUGACAGAUUUCUACCACUCCAAACGCCGGCUGAUCUUCUCCAAGAGGAAGCCCUAAUCCGCCCACAGGAUGCCUGCAGUCCUGGAAGCGCGAGGGCCUCAAAGGCCCCCUCUACAUCUUCUGCCUUAGUCUCAGUUUGUGUGUCUUAAUUAUUAUUUGUGUUUUAAUUUAAACACCUCCUCAUGUACAUACCCUGGCCGCCCCCUGCCCCCCAGCCUCUGGCAUUAGAAUUAUUUAAACAAAAACUAGGCGGUUGAAUGAGAGGUUCCUAAGAGUGCUGGGCAUUUUUAUUUUAUGAAAUACUAUUUAAAGCCUCCUCAUCCCGUGUUCUCCUUUUCCUCUCUCCUGGAGGUUGGGUGGGCCGGCUUCAUGCCAGCUACUUCCUCCUCCCCACUCGUCCGCUGGGUGGUACCCUCUGGAGGGGUGUGGCUCCCUCCCAUCGCUGUCACAGGCGGUUAUGAAAUUCACCCCCUUUCCUGGACACUCAGACCUGAAUUCUUUUUCAUUUGAGAAGUAAACAGAUGGCACUUUGAAGGGGCCUCACCGAGUGGGGGCAUCAUCAAAAACUUUGGAGUCCCCUCACCUCCUCUAAGGUUGGGCAGGGUGACCCUGAAGUGAGCACAGCCUAGGGCUGAGCUGGGGACCUGGUACCCUCCUGGCUCUUGAUACCCCCCUCUGUCUUGUGAAGGCAGGGGGAAGGUGGGGUCCUGGAGCAGACCACCCCGCCUGCCCUCAUGGCCCCUCUGACCUGCACUGGGGAGCCCGUCUCAGUGUUGAGCCUUUUCCCUCUUUGGCUCCCCUGUACCUUUUGAGGAGCCCCAGCUACCCUUCUUCUCCAGCUGGGCUCUGCAAUUCCCCUCUGCUGCUGUCCCUCCCCCUUGUCCUUUCCCUUCAGUACCCUCUCAGCUCCAGGUGGCUCUGAGGUGCCUGUCCCGCCCCCACCCCCAGCUCAAUGGACUGGAAGGGGAAGGGACACACAAGAAGAAGGGCACCCUAGUUCUACCUCAGGCAGCUCAAGCAGCGACCGCCCCCUCCUCUAGCUGUGGGGGUGAGGGUCCCAUGUGGUGGCACAGGCCCCCUUGAGUGGGGUUAUCUCUGUGUUAGGGGUAUAUGAUGGGGGAGUAGAUCUUUCUAGGAGGGAGGCACUGGCCCCUCAAAUCGUCCAGCGACCUUCCUCAUCCACCCCAUCCCUCCCCAGUUCAUUGCACUUUGAUUAGCAGCGGAACAAGGAGUCAGACAUUUUAAGAUGGUGGCAGUAGAGGCUAUGGACAGGGCAUGCCACGUGGGCUCAUAUGGGGCUGGGAGUAGUUGUCUUUCCUGGCACUAACGUUGAGCCCCUGGAGGCACUGAAGUGCUUAGUGUACUUGGAGUGUUGGGGUCUGACCCCAAACACCUUCCAGCUCCUGUAACAUACUGGCCUGGACUGUUUUCUCUCGGCUCCCCAUGUGUCCUGGUUCCCGUUUCUCCACCUAGACUGUAAACCUCUCGAGGGCAGGGACCACACCCUGUACUGUUCUGUGUCUUUCACAGCUCCUCCCACAAUGCUGAAUAUACAGCAGGUGCUCAAUAAAUGAUUCUUAGUGACUUUA
This is a messenger RNA of Pan troglodytes (chimpanzee), 5697 nucleotides long. RefSeq names its product cyclin dependent kinase inhibitor 1A (gene CDKN1A). Lineage: Eukaryota; Metazoa; Chordata; Mammalia; Primates; Hominidae. Gene Ontology annotation, molecular function: cyclin-dependent protein serine/threonine kinase inhibitor activity. The record is from RefSeq and is a predicted model, not a curated record. The coding region runs from base 3671 to 4165 and encodes 164 amino acids. The transcript has 3 exons. Gene Ontology annotation, cellular component: cyclin-dependent protein kinase holoenzyme complex; nucleus. Gene Ontology annotation, biological process: DNA damage response; signal transduction by p53 class mediator; negative regulation of cyclin-dependent protein serine/threonine kinase activity.